Molecule: messenger RNA, 3759 nt
Organism: Zootermopsis nevadensis
Lineage: Eukaryota; Metazoa; Arthropoda; Insecta; Blattodea; Termopsidae
Cellular component (GO): nucleus
Molecular function (GO): zinc ion binding
Source: RefSeq, a predicted model, not a curated record
GGUCGAAUAUGUUGUUUCGAUUGUUGUAGAAACUCGGCAACAAAGACGUCUCUUGUAUCAAGAACGCUGUAAAUUGUGUUCUUGUAUUUUGUCAUAUAACGUAUUCAAGCAGUUUCAGUUUGGUACAACUAACAUUUUGAAGAAAUGUCACUUCAGAAAAGUAAUAAGAAAACUUUCAAGUCUCCAUUUAAUAAUUCACUAAAGCAUGGUGCAAGUGUUCCAGAAAGAACGAUUUCAUUUCAAGAACAUGAAGCCAGGACACAAUGCCAGGUUAUGGCAAAAGAUCCUCCUCUGAUAGGAAAAAAGAAGCCAAACAUCAAGAAGAAUGAAACAAAUGAUUCCAUAACACUCAAAAAGAAUUUUAAGAAGGAUGAAAACAAAGGAGAAACAAAGGCACUCUCCAUGACAUCUCUUACUGACACUGAAUAUAAUGAAAUCUUUUCAUCAGCUAUUAACAGAGCCUUAACAGGAGGCAUUCCUUCUCCAACCAUGAAAAAUAACACAGGAAAUAGUGAUGAUGAGGAUGAAAUUGAGAAUAGAGCAGCUGUUCCUGAACCAAAUGAAGCACAGUCACCUCAAGAAGUUGCUGAAAGACCAAUGAAAUAUUUUAGAACAGAAGUUCAAGAAAAGGAAGCUUUUGCAAGAGAAGGAAAAGCAGCACAACCUAUUAAAUCCAAUACCUAUGUGUGUGAAAUUACACCUACAAAAGAUUCAUUUCAGUCCAAGAAAACAAAUUUUGAAGAUACACAAGGAGUAACUAAGAAGAAGAAAGCUAAGAAACUAAACCUAUCAUUCCUGUCAGUCCUUCCCAAGAAUCUGGUACAAGGCCAGAUGGAUGAAAGUAAUCAAGAACACUACAGAAAACAUACAAAUACAGAUCAGAAUCACAAGACUGCCUGUGAAGAUACUGAGAGUGUUCCUAAGGUGAAGAAAAUGCAAGUGAACCAGGUUCCAAAACCUCAAGAUAAUUUCUCCUUGCAGAAGUCAACUCUUAAAAAACACAAAGUUACUGGCAUGAAAGACUCAUCCCAGUUAAGUCAGCCCAUUUCAUUACAGAAUCAAAGUGACAGCCACUCAAAACACAGUACCCUGUGUAGUCAUCAUUCUCAAGAGUGUGGCCAUGUUUAUAAAAGGAAACAUACCCAUGAUUGUGGUAACUUUACACAACAAAGUAAUAUGCAUCAGGAUUCCAUUAUUCCAAAGUCUUGUUCUCAGACUCAAUGUUCUCAGGCUAUUCUGAGUCAGCCAGGACCAGAGCUGUCACUGAGAGAAAGAUUGUUAUGGCUUCAGAAACGGCGUAAUGUGGGAUUAUGGGUACAGUGUUCCCGUCCAAUUUGUAAAAAAUGGCGAUUCUUACAAGACAUUCGUGAUCCUGUUGAUGUCCCUCAAGAAUGGUUCUGUCACAUGAAUUCAGACAAGAAGUACAAUAGCUGUGCUGUUCCUGAGAAGCCCCCAGCACCAUUAGAAGAAGAAGAUUUAAUUCACAAUAUCUACACAGCUGGCUCAAUUGUAUGGGGACGCCUUGCUGGUUUCCCCUGGUGGCCAGCAAUGGUCGAUGAUGACCCUGACGUUGAGCAAUACUAUUGGCUCAACAGCUUCUCAGAUAUUCCUACACAUUACAAUGUUGUGUUCUUUGAUGAAAAAGAUGUGACUCGUGCUUGGCUCACACCUGGUUCAAUGAGACCUUUUACAGGUCAUGAAAACUCUAAGGAAUUAAGGAAAACCACUGCACAAGGGAGAGAUUAUUCUAAAAGACUCCAAGUUUCCAAACUGCAAGCACAGAAAGCCCUGCCUAUGGAUGUUGGUGAACGACUUAGGAUUUUUGGUUUCCUUGCUCGCUACAAGGGACCUAUUGGAUCAAUCAAAAAGAAGAAACAGCAAGGUGGAAGGAAACCUGUUGAAUAUGAAGAAACAUUUCCUCAGAAAAGUGAUGAAGAUGAAGCACUGGUUAUUCACAGAGACUUGAAAGAAGAAAAGAAUAAACAAAAGCCUAAAAGGAAGAGAUCAAAAAAAUACAAUAUUUUAGAGCCUGCUGUAAAGAAAACAAAGGUGCAGGCAGCUGAUAAUGAAGAAAAGAAGGGAACAUCUGAAGCCAUAAAUAAAAUUUCUAAAACUAACAGCAAUGACGUUCAAGAAAACAAUGCUUCAAAGAGACCAAAUCAGACUAUCUUCAGUAGUUCAUUGUAUACUCAGGAACUAAGCAACAGAGAGACAGAGAAUUCAAAAGACAAACACUAUACUGACACAAAGACACUCAAAUUUGAUUCAAACUCUGAAGAAAGUCUGAAAGAAAGUGCAAAACAAGCAGAAGCUGCUUCAUCAAGAACAAAAUCUGUAAACUUGUUUUUAUCAAAACGUAAGCAGCCUAGUACUAGUACAAGUAAUGAAGGGAAGAAGGCAACAGAUGAAGUGCAAAUGCUCUCAGAUGACGAGAGUGAGACACCUUUCAGUGUUGCAUCUAAGCAAGGUGAAGAUAUAAUGAAUUUCUCACAGGAUUUGUUUUUAUCUCAGAAUGUAACUACUGAACAAAAUACAUUACAGAAAAAGAAUGCAGACACCAAUAAUGGUACUACGACUGUUAUAGGAUCAACACAGUUAGUUCUGCAGCCUGACACAAACAACCAAAGCACAACAAAUAGUGCUCCUAUAGGCUCACGUCUGAAAUGUUCAGACAGUGUACCGCUUGUCCCUAACAUCCAGUUCAAUACAGUCCAUACAGAAACAAAUUGCUUAGAUCAUCAGAAUGGUGAUGCAGUUGUACCACAACUAAGUUCUGAAGAUUAUGAGUCAGUUGGUUUUGAGCCAGAGGAGUAAUUUUGCACCUUUAAGGGAGUCUGAGAUUUUAAGUUGCCAUAUUGACAGCUCCUGUGGAAAUUCUCAUAAUAUGAGAUUAUAUUUUAUUUGUACUUCAGGAUAGUGUAUUUUGUAACUCCUUGAAUUAAAUCAGUCUUAUUAGGACUAAGUUAGUAUUCAGUAAAGUAUUCAAAGAUUAUUCUUAACCUAGCAGUUUUAGUUUACAAAAGUAAUUUCUGGCCAUGGCAUAGCCAUCUGAUGAAAUUGCCAUAUACCACAGGCUUUAUAAGUGCAUUUCUUAUUUGUGUUACAAUGUAAGUGUUCAAUGUGAAAUAAUGAUUACAAUUAUUCACUAAUUUUUCAGUAAUAACUUAAAUACAAAGUUUUGUUUGUUUAACAAUAUGUGUUGUAGAUUUCAAGCUGAAUAUGAAGCCAUGAGUUAAGUCAUUUUCCUGUUUUUGUUAUCAAAGGACACUAUAACAAUUAUAAAAUAUAUGUUUUAUAUUUACAGAUUAAUAUCAGUUAAUGUUUGCAAUGUUGUUUUUCAAAAGUUGUAUUUUCUUUAAUGAACUGGUGUGUAUGAAAUUGUCAUCAUAUUCAGUACAAAACAUUCAAUACAUGUUUUAAAAUAAUCUUUCAAUAUACAUUUAAAUACAAAGUUUUGUUAAUUUAACAAUAAAUUCUAUAUAUUUCAAGCAGAAUAUGAAGGAAUGUGUUGGUCCUACACUGUUGUUAUAAUCAAAGGACCCUAUAUCAAUUACAAAAAAUGUAUUUAUAUAUUUACAGAUUAAUAUCUUUUCAUGUCUGCAGUGUUGUUUUGCAGAAGUUGUAUGUUCUUCAAUUAACCAGUUCAUAUAAAAGUGUCAUAUCUCAUCUCAUAUUGUUUCUAAAUAUAUCCAAAUAACAUUAUGAGUAUGGAUUGUAUGCAGUUAUUAAUUUGUAAUAAAGAAAUUAGUGUUUCUGUAA